Molecule: messenger RNA, 1391 nt
Organism: Cercospora beticola
Lineage: Eukaryota; Fungi; Ascomycota; Dothideomycetes; Mycosphaerellales; Mycosphaerellaceae
Source: RefSeq, a predicted model, not a curated record
CCAGAAGCCUUUUCCGCCCGAGCAUCGGCGUUUGUGCAGACUAUGAGUAAGUAACGUGCCCAGGCGGAAUCGUCAGGGCUCGAGCCGACAGUUGUGCAAUACGACGCUAAUUAUAGCAGCCAGUUCAGCAUGGCUGAGAAGGAGUCUCUGCAUGCCGCCAGAAAGCGCACGAGAGUUGCCACGAGGUGAGGUUGCGAGACCACAGCUUUCGGUGAGGAGCAAUGUUGUCGACUUCCGGAAGAGACGAUGAGUGCAACGUCGCCUGGCCGAUUCGUAUCAUGUCGGAGAGCAGACUUGAAAUGCAGAGAGUCUUCUCGCAUCCCGCUCCCCUCGCAGAUGGAGCUGAAGCUGAAGCUGCACAUGUUGCAAAACAGCAAGAACAGGAUCCGAGGUGGUGCAGCUCGUCUCGCAUUCGGCUCCACAACAGCAAUCCUUCGCCAAGACGACAGCAACCUCCAAAACGAGACCGCCUCGCCCUCUUUCCUGCCAACAAACCACCAACAACCACAAAAAUGUCUUCCGAAGAACCCCUCAUCACAUUCUACGACAUCGCCUCCGCUCCACCCUCCCGCACCUUCGCCGCAAACCCGUGGAAAAUCCGCUUGGCCCUCAACUACAAAGGCGUCCCCUACAAAACCCAAUGGGUUCAAAUGCCCGACAUUGCCUCCGUGCGUGAGAAGCUCGGCGUACCAGCCAAUCGCACCAACGCCGACGGCACUCCCUACCACACCUUGCCAGUAAUCGAAGACAAAUCCACCGGCAAACUCAUCGGCGACACAUUCGAAAUCGCACAAUAUCUGGACAUCACCUACCCCUCCAGAGAAGGCAAGAACCUCUUUCGUCCAGACACCAUCGGCCUCGUGGCAGCUCACAACGCCCACAUCGAUGGAAUCUUCACCAAAUACGCCAUUCUUUGCAGCAAAAUGCCCUUCGACCCCAGCGUAGCCGAAAAAGUAGGCGCAAUGUUCGCCGAGCGCGCAGCGAAAAUGGGGAAAGACAUGUCCAUCACCUCCGAGCAACGCGAAGCCAUGAUCGUUUCCUUCGAAGCAGCAUUGGGUGAGCUCUCAAAAGCGUAUCGUCACGAAGGCGGUACGACGGAUUAUUUUUGGCUUCCGAAGGGUACCAAUGCGGCCCAGAAACAGAGGGGCAGAACUGCCAAGCCGUUCCUCGAUGGCCAGGAUCCUGUGUAUGCGGACUUCAUUAUUGGUGCCUGGCUGAAGAUGUUCGAGGCGAGUAUGCCGGAGGAAGACUGGGCGCACGUGAGGACGUGGCAUGGCGGAUUGUGGGCCAGAGUUGUUGAUGAGCUGAAGCCUUGGGCGGAGAUGAAGUGAUGCAGGCAGCCAGUGGCCAUGAGUUUACGACAGGCAUGAAGGGAACAGGCUCCGAUGGAA